Molecule: messenger RNA, 2652 nt
Organism: Penicillium samsonianum
Lineage: Eukaryota; Fungi; Ascomycota; Eurotiomycetes; Eurotiales; Aspergillaceae
Exons: 3
Coding region: 1-2652 (883 amino acids)
Biological process (GO): nuclear inner membrane organization
Cellular component (GO): mitotic spindle pole body; chromosome, centromeric core domain; microtubule organizing center attachment site
Source: RefSeq, a predicted model, not a curated record
AUGGCUUCUCUAUUUUCUAAGCGUUUGACCUGCUUUUAUUGUGGGCAGCGGUCUGCUCAUUUUCAUCGCGGGCCUGUUCGCAAUUUCCGCUGUGAACAUUGUGAAGCUGAUAACUUCUUCGACGAGGAGAAAUCACCGACCCACCAGCUGUGGUCACCAACGCUGAAGUCUACGCGCCUGGCGCAUCAGACUCGCCCUUCGAAUCCACUGACUUCGGUGGAUCUCAGUCAUUUUGCGCCAAAUGUGCUCGGAACCAGCAUUUAUUUACGAGCUCACUGGCUUCCUACUUUCCCCCCCUCAGACGAUCCCACCGAUAGCGAAUACGAACGCGGGUAUGAGCAGUUCCGCAGACGCCUGGAGGACCGAUACCCCCAGGUUUGCGAGUCUUGCGAGCCCGUUGUGAAAUCUCGCAUCAGAAGAGCUGGCUACGAAGCGAAAUCGGAUCACCUCAGGCGCAUGAUGGAACAAAGCCGAGCAAACCGAGAAUCACGACAGGCAAGGAACCGGAGCUGGAGAAGCUUGCUUCUUUUUGUGGGCGCACUUGCAUAUUGGGCUAGUAUUGCUGGUCAACUAGUGUGGAACUUGAUCAGUGUAGCCACCCUCUCCCAGAUCUCGCCAAGUUUCGAUUAUUUACCCGACACCGGACGAUCUCCAAUGGCACCCAACUCUGUGAUCUCGUGCGUCAACCAGUCUAUUCGUUUACAGCGCAUUCCUAGCGAUUGUUCGCCUGAUCUAGCACCAACUGCCGGUCUGGCAUUAAUUGCAGGUGCACUUUCGCUCUGGUGGAAUCCAAAGCUGCGCAUGAAGAUAGAAGGAAUGCCCGGUAAAUUCCGCGGUCUUGCAGAGUACUACCAAGCUCAACUCAUCGUCAUGGUGGUACGGUGUGUUUUCUGGGCAGUAGUCAAGGAUCCGUCUGCCAGUGGGUUAGAACCCAAAUUGGUUCCGGCCUUCCAUGCUUUGAUGUCGGUUUUCACUGUUCUGUCGGUUUUGUUCUCUCGACAUGUUGUCAGCUACUCUAGUCGUCCACUUGUCAAUUGGUCUGAUAACAGCUGGGAAACUCAAUUCGAAAGCCCCAAAGCGUCUUCUUCUGCACUGCCCGAGUCACCUGUGUCCACUCGCAUCACAAGAUCUGCCGGAACACCGAAGGCGAACAUUGGUGGAUUCCAGCAGCGCUUUCCUAUUGACAAAUUGGCCCAGCGUCAAUCUCCGUCGCCCGUCGAGCAGUCGCUUACGGUUGCCUCCCAUCUUACGGAUAAUGAUGGCAUGGAUUGGUCCCCUUCUAUUACCCAUAACCUCCGGCCCACUGUGACACAGCGAGAUCAGCCGUCAGUGCUCGAUGGUCCCCAUCCAUUUCAGGGGCAGAUCCCAGCAGCCCCGAUGCCUCCUGCGUGGAAGCUUCGCACCCAGACUUCAACAAAGCCCAUCGAGCAAGUGAUUCAGCCUAAUCCGUUCCACCACAGUACUACCCAACCGCAAGGCCAAUGGCAGCAAAGGCGUGCCGAUGCUGAACCAGUGUUCAAGGAACCAAAGUUCUUUCCUCCUAAUGAUCAUGAUACAUCUACUGGGCUGGAAACACUGUUUGACCGUGCCUUUAAUUUCCAGUCUGAUGCUGCCCAAGGACCUGGCUGGUCUCAGCAACCGCGGAACACGCGCCUCGAUGAAACGCAAAGUUAUCUCUUUUAUGGGUGUCUCCGACUAGGUCUGCUAGUCAGCUUUAUCAGCGCAUGGACAAUCUCUCAGAAUCACCAGGUCUUGAUUCCAGGGAAUUAUGUGGAGAUCGCUGCCCUAGGCGCGGCAAGCCUUGUUGCUGGGUUCGCUUUGAUCACCAUGGUAAAAAGGCCUCUUGUGCAAUGGAAUGGCAUGGAGAUCUUGAUUUCUAUCACGGAACUUGGCGCCGCUGUUCACAUGGGGGCACAUCUGCCCACAGUUUCGCUUAACCGGGACUACUUCGAUCGCUACGGCAAACUACUCCUAAUUUUCAUGGCCGCACAGGAAACUAUGAAUGUAUUAUCCUUCUACAAUAAGGCCAGAUUAGAAAGCCGGCAGCACUCAGGAUCCGUAUCACCACAGCCGCAACUACAAUCACCGCAUCAGACUCAAUUGGGUGCCCUUGACUGGCCCACAAGUCAAUCUUCAUCCAAGUCUACACCUGAGCCUCGAGUCAGCAGCGCCCCUGUGCGAUCAUUUGAGUCACAACCAUCCGCUCCUCCACUUUCAUUUGGCGAUACCGAUGCGGCCACCAGUUUCUCUUCAGCAUUACCUUCCGUGCCACAGUAUGGGCUUACCUCGUCUCGAACUGUCCACUCGUUCCCCGCUGCCAGUCAGAACACCUUCAACCAAAAUAGAAACCCACAUAGUUUCACUAUGGAAUCUCUAAAGCAAAUCGACCCCGUGUCUGAUUAUGAGCGAGAUUCGGACACCGAGACUAUAGCCACAACUACAACCGCCGCCACAAACUUCACCAACCGCAACAUUCGGUAUGGGAAUAACCCCGGUCUGGGUUCCAACCCCUUUUACUCACCCCGGCGGAAUGGUCUUGGAUCAGGCAUGGGCGGUUUGAGCUUGGAUGAUGAUCCUACUCCCCGCCGCAUGACUCGCAGCCAGACCCAGCAUGGGCUACUUGGUCGGCGUCCCACCAACUACGUCCGAUGA